AUGUGCACUGCCAGCUCCUGUGACCUGGAAGAGAUCCCCCUGGAUGAUGAGGACUCAGACAGCUUGGAGUUCAAAAUCCUGGAGUUCUAUGUCAAACACCACGUCUUCCAGAACACCUCUGCCGUCCUCUCACCGAAGCACCUGAGAACAAGGAGUCUGUCCCAGAAAGGGGCGGAGAGCUGGCCAGUGAGUGAGGCAUGGACUCAGGGGCCAUGGCCCUGCAGAAAUUCUCAAUCCAGCGAGAAGGCCAUAAACCUCACCAAGAAAAAGUCGUCUUGGAGGACCCUCUUUGGGGUAGCAGAGAAGGAGGAAGACUCACAGAGCUCGCCUCCGGAAAUCCUUGCCCAGGGACAAAGGGUGGGGGGACCUCAGGCCCAUCCUUGGAGUCCAAAAUGGCCAAGGUCCCGCUCCAGCGUGGACCAGCGCUUAGAGCAUAAAGCCACGGACCCCAGAGUCGCUUCCAUUGCCAACCGAGUCGCUGAAAUCGUUUAUUCCUGGCCGCCGCCAGAAGAGCUCCACAGCCAGGGAGGAGGCUUCAAGUCCAAAGAGGUUCUGGUAUUUCAGGGUCUCAAAGGGCAGUCUGGAGCUGAAAGUACCAAGAAAGUGGACGAUGAGGGGCCCAGCUGGCUCUUGAGUUUGCAGCACAUCAAGCGACAAGGCAGCAGGGGAUUCUACAAUCAUGGCGGUGCCCUCCCACCCCAGAACCAGACGGAAGAAGACCAAAUAAUAGCCAGAAUUGUUGAGCUGCUGAAAUAUUCGGGGGAGCAGUUGGAAAGAGAGUUGAAGAAAGAUAAAGUUUUGAUGGCCUGCUUCCUGGAUGGGUUAUCCUAUCCUGUUGUCAAGACCAUCACAGACCAGUUCCUAAGGGGCGUGGAUACCCGGGGAGAAUCAGAGGUCAAAGCUCAGGGCUUUAAAGCUGCUCUUGCAAUAGAUGUCAUAGCCAAGCUCACGACCAUCGACAAUCACCCCAUGAACAGGGUGCUGGGUUUUGGAACCAAGUACCUGAAAGAGAAUUUCUCACCCUGGAUCCAGCAGCAUGGUGGAUGGGAGAAAAUACUUAGGAUACCACACGAAGAAGUAGACUGA
Molecule: messenger RNA, 1086 nt
Organism: Budorcas taxicolor (takin)
Lineage: Eukaryota; Metazoa; Chordata; Mammalia; Artiodactyla; Bovidae
Gene: BCL2L14
Product: BCL2 like 14
Exons: 6
Coding region: 1-1086 (361 amino acids)
Biological process (GO): regulation of apoptotic process
Source: RefSeq, a predicted model, not a curated record